Molecule: messenger RNA, 678 nt
Organism: Setaria italica (foxtail millet)
Lineage: Eukaryota; Viridiplantae; Streptophyta; Magnoliopsida; Poales; Poaceae
Exons: 1
Coding region: 1-678 (225 amino acids)
Source: RefSeq, a predicted model, not a curated record
AUGGAGCAGACUGCCCGGGCCCUCUGGCUCACUAUUGAAGGCCUCUUCCGCACUAACAAGCAAUCCUGGGCGAUCUUCCUCAGCCACGACUUCCACUCCAUGACCCAGGGCGACUCCUCCAUCUCAGAGUACUGCCAGCGCAUGAAGAACCUCGCCGACGCCCUCCGUGACAUCGGUCACCCCAUUCAGGAUUCCCAGGUGGUCCUGAAUCUCCUCCGUGGCCUCAACCCGCGCUACUCCAACACCGUCGAUGAUAUUGCCAACUCCACCACCGGCUUCAUGUCCUUAACCCAAGCGCAUGACAUGCUCACCUUGAAGGAGCUCCGCCUCGCCAAUGAGGAGAAGAUCUCCAACUCCACGGCCCUCCUCACCAGAACCUCCUCAUCGUCAUUGUCCUCUGACUGUACGGGCGGGUGUCGCCCACUAUCUGGCCCUAUCCAGAUUGGUGGCAGCCGUGGCGGUGGCAAGAAAAGGUGGCAGAAGAAGGGCGACGGCAGCUUCCAGGCGCCCUCUGGUGGCGGCAACGGCCCCCCAUGGCCCACUGACAUGUGGUUCUGCUUCAGCCCUGGGGUCGGCUCCUAUGGCACUCUGGGCCACCAGCAGGCUGGCAGCCAAUACCCGACGGGCGGUGGGAGCUUGUGUGCCUCUACCCCCAGCCUCCCCGGCCCUCCUCUGUAG